Protopolystoma xenopodis is the source of this 339-nucleotide messenger RNA. NCBI's taxonomy places the organism in Eukaryota, Metazoa, Platyhelminthes, Monogenea, Polystomatidea, Polystomatidae. The record is from the annotation of a GenBank genome assembly.
AUGGCAGUCCCCUUUAGCUUUAUUGUGUUGGUUCGACCUUGUUUUCCCAACUUGGUCGGAGUAUCCUCUGCCAGAGAAUUUGUGAUCUCCAACAUUGGGCCAUUGGCUGGGCGCAGUCCCAAACGUUUCGCCGGCAUCGUCAGUUAUAGGCGCCAUCGUAAGGACAGAGUUAAGCCAAUCCCUUUGACCGAUUUACUCUUCAACCGCUGUGCAAUCACUCAUCGUCCAUACUUUUUGUUCUACCUUUUAGUGCUGCAUCUCUUUCUCUCAACGCCACUUAUAAUUCCCAUCCAUUCAGUAACACAAUUUUUUGCUCUUGUCUCCUCCAAUGUCGCCUAA